GCUAGGGUGCAUGGAUUUGUAUGAGGAGAAUAAGCAGAGAGGUGCUUUUGUGAAACGCGGUGCGUGAACGUAACUCAGACGGCGGAUUUAUUCUUUUUUCUCUCUCUCUUUCACCCGGAGUCGCUCGUUUGUGGUCCCUAAACAAGAUCUGACUGCUGAAGAAAUCCGUUCAAGCGACAUUUCAAGGCGAGGCGGCGGAAAAGCAGAGCAAAAGGAUAAUAAAAGAGGGAAACACAGAGAGAGAGAGAGAGAGGGAGAGAGAGGUUUCUACAGGCUCUCCUCAGCCAUUUUGAUUGCACGGGAAGGGGACUGUUUAUUUUUCUGUUUUGAAACAAGUCACUGGUUGCGUUUUAAUCGCAGCGGAUCAGUGAGGAAGAAAUGGAGCCGCUGUUGGAGCUCUAAGCGGUCUGGGACUGUUUUUUCUUUUUUUUAUCCAAAGGAGAGAUAAAACACGCAAACACACGCUCACACGGACUUGCCAUUUAAAAGGUGAACGGACGCGCAGUCAAUCCAAUCGACGGGCGAUGGAGCGCUACCUGUCGGGCAUCUACCUGCUGCUGCUGGCGCUCUUGACUCUGCGGCGAUCGAGCGGCGCCACGGCCAAGGAGCUGAGCUGCCAGGAGAUCGCCGUGCCGCUGUGCAAGGGCAUCGGCUACAACUACACCUACAUGCCGAACCAGUUCAACCACGACACGCAGGACGAGGCGGGCCUGGAGGUGCACCAGUUCUGGCCGCUGGUGGAGAUUCAGUGCUCGGCAGACCUCCGCUUUUUCCUGUGCAGCAUGUACACACCCAUCUGUCUGGAGGACUACAAGAAGCCGCUGCCGCCGUGCCGCAGCGUGUGCGAGCGCGCCCGGGCCGGCUGCGCGCCUCUCAUGCGCCAGUACGGCUUCCCGUGGCCCGACCGCAUGCGCUGCGAGCUGCUGCCCGUGCAGGGCAACCCGGACACGCUGUGCAUGGACUACAACCGGACGGACGCCACUACCGCCGCGCCAGUGCUCCCGAAACCCACGGGUUACCCGGGAAGGGCGCACGGAGGCGGCCGCGGCGCUAGUGGAGGACACGCCAAGCGCAAGCCGGCGCCGCAGCCGUGCGAGGCCGGGUGUCAGUGUCGCGCGCCGAUGGUGCGUGUGAGCAGCGAGAGGCACCCGCUGUACAACCGCGUGAAAACGGGAAGAACGCCGAACUGCGCUAUGCCCUGCCAUAACCCGUUCUUUACCCCAGACGAGCGGGCGUUUACAGCCUUCUGGAUCGGCUUGUGGUCUGUGCUGUGCUUCGUGAGCACUUUUGCCACGGUGGCCACAUUCCUGAUUGACAUGGAGAGAUUUAAGUACCCAGAGCGACCCAUCAUCUUCCUCUCCGCGUGCUACAUGUUUGUCUCAGUGGGUUACAUCGUGCGUCUGAUCGCAGGCCACGAGCGGGUUGCCUGCAGCCGAGAACAUGACGUCGAACACGUCCACUAUGAGACCACAGGUCCAGCGCUGUGCACCGUCGUCUUCCUGCUGAUCUACUUCUUCGGCAUGGCUAGCUCCAUAUGGUGGGUGAUCCUGUCCCUCACAUGGUUCCUGGCGGCGGGUAUGAAGUGGGGCAACGAGGCCAUCGCAAGCUACUCUCAGUACUUCCACCUGGCUGCAUGGCUCAUCCCGAGCAUGAAGUCCAUAGCUGUCCUGGCGCUGAGCUCGGUGGACGGCGACCCUGUUGCGGGCAUCUGCUACGUGGGCAACCAGAACCUGGACAACCUGCGGGGCUUCGUGCUCGCACCAUUACUCAUCUACUUGUGCAUCGGAGCCAUGUUUCUGCUCGCUGGGUUUGUGUCACUGUUUCGCAUCCGCAGUGUCAUCAAGCAGGGUGGCACGAAAACAGACAAGCUUGAGAAACUCAUGAUUCGCAUCGGGGUGUUUACUGUGCUCUACACAGUGCCCGCUGCUGUCAUCGUGGCCUGCUACUUCUAUGAGCAGCACAACCGGCAGCGCUGGGAGACAGCACACAACUGCGCCUGUGCUCUGGACCGUGAGCGUGAUGCAGAGAGGCCUGACUACGCUGUGUUUAUGCUCAAGUACUUCAUGUGCCUGGCUGUGGGCAUCACGUCAGGCGUGUGGGUCUGGUCAGGGAAGACUGUUGAGUCAUGGCGGGCGCUGUGCGCGCGCUGCUGCCGCUGCCGCUGGGCGGGCAAGGGUGCGAGCAGCUCGGCAUACAGCGACGUGAGCGCAGGACUGACGUGGCGCUCAGGCACAGCCAGCUCGGUCUCCUGCGCCAAGCAGAUGCCUUUGUCCCGGGUCUAGAGGAGCUCUGUGCAUCAGUUCCUGCUUUUUCCACACACACAUUUCCAUACAAAUGGACUGCUGAGGGGUUUCUGUUAAGCGGAAAGACUGGCUGAAACAAUCAAACCCAUCAUCACCCCUCAUGUGUGGUUUACUUUCCUGCCAUUUCUAUUCAUAUGGACAUGACAUGCAAUCAGUGAUGCUUAGAGAGAAUUAGGCAUUGCAUUGUCCCAAGUGGUGCUGAACAUUUUCUCCAGUCCUUUAGCAUUUAAACUCAAAGUUUUCUGUUUAAUUUCUUUUCUUUAGUUUAAAGAAUGUCUAAACAAUCAAAAAUAUCAAAGAUGCUCUCUCAGAUAAGCCUUAAAAAGUCUUAAAGUUUUAGUGCUCAAGUAUUUCUACGGGUUGUUUUUUUUAUUGUAAUGUAUUUAUACAGUUAUGUACAAACGUGUAAAUUUUGUAUAAAAAAGAAGAUUUAUAAGAUUAUUGUAAAUUUGUAUAUAGUGUAGAUGUCAUUUGAAGAAGACAAAUAUUGCUUUUAUUUUGACAAUAAAAUAUUUUGGAGAAAUCUUUAAUCGGACAUCUCUCCAGCUUUUUCUUGUAAUGAGACAGAACUGUCCAGGUUUCUUUUUUUUCCCAUUUUAAUGGUGACUGUAUUGAACAUGCUUGCUAUAGAGGUGUUUCUUUGUGCACGUCUUCUAAAGAGAAGCUCUUUCCUGGCUAUCAGGGUCGUAAUUAGAGGCGAGCAGCUCGAGUUGGAGAAGCUCCAUCAUUGUUGUGUUCGCCACUUAAUUUAAUAAAAGAGGGCUGAGUGAAUGGGAUUUAAAUGCAGAGAAAAGGGCUCUUUUCAUCCAGGGGGACACUUUGAUCUUUCUUUAAAGUCUCGGAUAAAGGUGACAUGUACAAACCUUUUUUCUGUACUUACUGAUGCACCAAGUUGUCUAAUGUCUAAUCUGAGAGCCUUAUGCUUCUGAUGGGCGGUAUUGAAAUGUUGGCACUUGGGGGGCCCAGGGCCACUUUUUUUUCAAGACUUUGUAACUGUUUGAAUUUUCCAGCAUGCUGUCGAAAUGUCUCAUUUGAGCUUAAGCUGCAUUAUGAAUCACAUAGGUUAGCUUCACGGUGAAUGGGGGCCCUACAGGUGGUCCCUUUACCUAAUCUGACAUCGAAGGGGUUUUUAUUGUGGAGCUCUGACAGCACUGUAUUAACACUCCGAGAAAGAGCUUCCCAAUAAAACACGGGUGUAAUACAAAGUAAAACAGUUAUCUUCUGGCUUUUGUCACAAACACACUUGGUGCAAUCAGUUUACAGUUUUUUUUUCUCCUCGCUUAUUUAGUGAGAUAGUGUUCCCAAUUUUGCUUGUUUUUGAUUCAUGUAAUCAGAUAAUUAACAAACCCUUCAUAAGCUUGAAAAGAGUUUAUUCAAGUGAAGAAAAGCAUUCAGGAGCAGGAUUGGAAAACACCCAGCUAGGCCAUUAGAUGAUUACAGUCAUUACCUUGAUAAAAAAGCCUGUAAUCUGUUCACCACUGAAACACUGAUGUUAAACGAUUUUAUGCCCAGCACUCUGCCUUAACAGCAGAACCAUCACUGAAACAUGAGGUACACUUUAAGAUGCUUAUUCCAGGCUUCUUGUGCUCUAAAUGAAGAGUUCCACAUUUCACCACAUGUUUGCACUCACUGGACACUUUUAAUAGGCAGGGACUCCAUCAACAGAAACAAUUAAACUUCUGUAUUAUACACAGGUAUUUCAUUAAAUCAGGAAAACAAAAUAAAAUGUAAUUAAUAAACCCUAAAUGACCAUUGACGCACCUUUCCACAGUUCUGUUCAUUUUGUGUUGUUUUGUCUGAGUAGUUUCAUAUCAGAAAUGCAUACAUCAGUUGAGGUGGUCUUUUUUUUUUUUUUUGAAAUUUGUAAAGUUAGUAAAGAUGUGUGGACUCAAAGCGCCAUCUAGAGGUUAGUAUUAUAAAUUACAAUAGCUAAAAUUCUAGCUCUAGCACAAAAGGGCUUGUUGUUAGAGUGCUCAACAGUUGGUCUUUAGCAGAACUGAAACUUUAACAACCUUCAGAGCCUUAACAUUUUAAAGUAACUUUUUUAUUUAUUUAUUUAUAUCAGAAAGAAACCGUAACCUAUUAAAAUGUUUUUAUAUUACUAAUUUAUUUAAAAACUAUAUAUGGAAGUAUGCAAAUGCUACAACAGAUCAUUACAUGUUUAGAUAUUACGGUAAUCUAAUUUUCAACAGA
Pangasianodon hypophthalmus (striped catfish) is the source of this 4496-nucleotide messenger RNA. RefSeq names its product frizzled class receptor 8a (gene fzd8a). The record is from RefSeq and is a predicted model, not a curated record. Gene Ontology annotation, molecular function: Wnt receptor activity; Wnt-protein binding. Gene Ontology annotation, biological process: canonical Wnt signaling pathway; non-canonical Wnt signaling pathway. The transcript has a single exon. Gene Ontology annotation, cellular component: plasma membrane. Bases 525 to 2282 code for a protein of 585 amino acids. NCBI's taxonomy places the organism in Eukaryota, Metazoa, Chordata, Actinopteri, Siluriformes, Pangasiidae.